This is a messenger RNA of Grus americana (Whooping crane), 919 nucleotides long. RefSeq names its product homeobox A13 (gene HOXA13). The record is from RefSeq and is a predicted model, not a curated record. Gene Ontology annotation, molecular function: RNA polymerase II cis-regulatory region sequence-specific DNA binding; DNA-binding transcription factor activity, RNA polymerase II-specific. The transcript has 2 exons. Gene Ontology annotation, biological process: regulation of transcription by RNA polymerase II. The coding region runs from base 2 to 919 and encodes 305 amino acids. Lineage: Eukaryota; Metazoa; Chordata; Aves; Gruiformes; Gruidae.
UAUGACAGCCUCCGUGCUCCUCCACCCCCGCUGGAUCGAGCCCGUCAUGUUCCUCUACGACAACAGCCUGGAUGAGAUCAAUAAGAACAUGGACGGGUUUCACGCCGGCAGCAACUUCGCGGCGGCGGCGGCGGCCAACCCCUGCCGCAACCUGAUGGCUCACCCCGCGCCCCUGGCCGCCCCCAGCGCCGCCGCCUACACCUCCAGCGAGGCCCCCGCCGCCGGCAUGGCCGAGCCCGCUGUCAAGCAGUGCAGCCCCUGCUCGGCCGCCGUGCAGAGCUCCUCCGGCGCCGCGCUGCCCUACGGCUACUUCGGCGGCGGCUACUACCCCUGCCGCAUGACCCACCACAACGCCAUCAAGUCCUGCGCCCAGCCCGCCUCCACCUUCGCCGACAAGUACAUGGACACCUCCGUCUCCGGCGAGGAGUUCACGUCGCGGGCCAAGGAGUUCGCUUUCUACCAGGGCUACGCCGCCGGGCCCUACCAGCCGGUGCCUGGCUAUCUGGAUAUGCCCGUGGUGCCCGCCAUCGGCGGCCCCGGCGAGCCGCGCCACGACCCCCUGCUCCCCAUGGACAGCUACCAGCCUUGGGCCAUCACCAAUGGGUGGAACGGGCAAGUGUACUGCCCCAAGGAGCAAAGCCAGCCGCCUCACCUCUGGAAAUCCACCCUCCAGGACGUCGUUUCGCAUCCCUCCGAUGCGAACUCGUACAGACGUGGGAGAAAGAAACGAGUGCCUUACACAAAGGUCCAGUUAAAAGAACUCGAAAGGGAAUAUGCUACAAAUAAAUUCAUAACCAAAGACAAACGGAGGAGGAUAUCGGCAACUACAAAUCUGUCAGAGAGACAGGUCACAAUCUGGUUCCAAAACAGAAGGGUCAAAGAGAAAAAAGUGAUCAACAAAUUGAAGACUACCAGUUAA